This is a messenger RNA of Blastocystis hominis, 1197 nucleotides long. RefSeq lists its product as hypothetical. The record is from RefSeq and is a predicted model, not a curated record. Lineage: Eukaryota; Bigyra; Opalinata; Blastocystidae. Bases 1 to 1197 code for a protein of 398 amino acids. The transcript has 7 exons.
AUGCCUUCCAGAACGGAAUUGUAUGACAUUCUUGGAGUAUCUAAAGAUGCAACUGAUGCGGAAAUCAAGAAAGCAUACCGAUCCAAAGCUUUAAAAUACCAUCCAGAUAAAAAUCCAGGCGAUAAAGAGGCCGAGAAGAAGUUUGUGGCGAUCAAAGAGGCGUAUGAUAUAUUAUCCGACCCACGCAAAAGGGCACUUUAUGACAAGAUGGGAAAAGAGGCAGUCGAUAUGAUGGACAAUCCGUCUAACAUUUCUCAGGAGACAUUCAUGGCGAUGUUGCGAACCUCCUCAGUUUCCAUACGUUGUUCUAUUUUUUCGCUCCUUUUGUUUUUGCUUCUCGGGUCGAUAUGGUUCGUUUUAACAUUGUGCAUGCGGAUCGAUGAAUGGAUAACUUGGCCAUGGUGGGUCGUUAUGCUGCCAGCCUUUGUCGUGGAUGCAUUUUUACUCUACAUGUGCAUCGGCACUUUCCCCAUUCUUUUUGCAAAAAUGAAGGAAAACAGAACACUGGAUGAGUCGGAGCGUCUCCCGAUUUCCUACCCGCUCCUCAUGAACAUCAAUGUCAUCAUCUUUGUGGUGGCCCAGAUCUGCUUCGUGCUGUGUCUCGACAAGGUUUGGAAGGUGAACUUCACGACCGCCCUCAUUCCCUACUUCAUCUACGCUCUCAAAUAUAUCUACAUGCCGUUUUUGAAUUCCUACGAGGGGCAGAACAAACUCCGAGACUUCUUCGACGAGUUCUCGAACGUGAUUAUCGCGCUCACCGUCUAUCUGGUGGCCGCGAAGCACGAUGGGAUCAUCAGCUGGGACUGGGAGCUCACCUUCCUGUUCGUGUGGAUCUACUACGGACUGCAGAUUUUGGUGGCGCAGUGCAUGCGAUGCGGCCUGCAGGCGACGGGAACGGAGGGAGGGCUGCUCUCGAUGGCUCUGGGCUGUCACACGUGUGUGACCAUCGUGAAGAUCCUCGUGGCGGUGUGUUUGUUGAUGAAGAUCUCGGGGAAAUGGAACUGGAAGUUCACUUGGUUCGCCAUCCCCGUAGCGAUCAUUGCGUUGUGCUUCGCCUCGAUGUUCCUCUGUUCGGUGAGCGCUGUGCUGUUUGGAAAUGGCGGAGUCGUGAUGGAAGAUCCUUCCGAUUUUAAGGAGCCAUUUGAACCCACGCAAGCGACGACUGUUUCAAUGGAGACCUCUGUGGAUAUCGACUAA